Molecule: messenger RNA, 759 nt
Organism: Pyricularia pennisetigena
Lineage: Eukaryota; Fungi; Ascomycota; Sordariomycetes; Magnaporthales; Pyriculariaceae
Exons: 2
Biological process (GO): regulation of DNA-templated transcription
Molecular function (GO): zinc ion binding; sequence-specific DNA binding
Source: RefSeq, a predicted model, not a curated record
GCAAUGGGCGGAAACCUCACAGAGGAGUCGGCGAACCAGAUUAGUGACGGUAGCCCUCCCGAUCCCAGCUCCGAGCGGGACCAUGGGCAGCCCCACAAACAACAAGAACAGCAGCAGCAGCAACAAGAACAGCAACAAGAACAGCAACACCGUCAACACCAGCAUCACCGUCAGCAUCUACAUAAUCCCAAUAAUAAUCAUAAUCACAAUCCCCGCCACCAGUCGACCAAGCCUGCCGCCGCCAAAACACAAGACCGUCAUCAGCAACCAGCAGUAUGGUCUUGGCUGAAUGCACUCGGGGCUGAUGGUACUCGCAUGGUGACUCCAUCCUACCCGUGUAGUCCCCCGACCCACGUGCCAGCAGAUUCUCCCGACUUUGGCACCAGCACCAGCAGCGUUCGUCGACCACCCUUCGUCCGCCGGCGUUCGACAUUACCUACCGAUGCAGCCGUGUUAGCUCAGGAGGGCAGUUCAGCCAAUGCUUCAAGAACCAAUCUCGCUUUCGACCCAAGGCAACUAAUCAGUACUAGUGGUGUACUUUUUGGCGUUUCCGAACUUUUUGACUGGCGACCUCCCCACGUGGAUGCUUCUCACGCUUGCGUCAAAUGUCAUACAACCGAGACACCGGAGUGGCGCAACGGCCCGGGAGGCCCUGGUACACUAUGCAACGUCUGCGGCUUGGUGUUUGCAAAGAAACGCGCGCGCAGAGAUAGAGACUCUUGGUCUCUGGAUGUCAACAACGCACGCGGGGGCUGUUAG